Myxocyprinus asiaticus (Chinese sucker) is the source of this 6500-nucleotide messenger RNA. It is a transcript of the gene abl2, whose product is annotated as c-abl oncogene 2, non-receptor tyrosine kinase. Lineage: Eukaryota; Metazoa; Chordata; Actinopteri; Cypriniformes; Catostomidae. Bases 1010 to 4552 code for a protein of 1180 amino acids. The transcript has 11 exons. Gene Ontology annotation, molecular function: non-membrane spanning protein tyrosine kinase activity; protein binding; ATP binding. The record is from RefSeq and is a predicted model, not a curated record. Gene Ontology annotation, biological process: regulation of apoptotic process; protein phosphorylation.
UUAAAUAAGAAUUGCACGCUGGACCAUACAAAGACAGCUUAGUUAUUUUAACUAAAUUUUAGUCCAUAAAAACAUAACAAUAAAUAAAAGUUCCAAACCCACCAUGUCACUAUCCAACUGUGAUCCAAGUGUUUAUGAGAAUACAAGGAAAACUGUAUAUAUUAUUAUUUUACAGUAUUAAAGUUGGUAUAUGUUGUCAGAACAGUAAUGAUAUGAACUGUGCGCUAAACAUGAAUAAAAAAACAAAUAUUUCAUUAAAUAUAUCUAGUAAUUUUUUCACUUUAAAACAAUAAGUUGACAUUUGUGUAAAUACUAAUGGCCACAUGAUAAUGAUCACAUCAAUAAAAUUAAAUAUAAAAACAAAGAAAAUGUUAAUUUAAUAUUUAAAUAAAAGUAUUUUUAAUAAAUAAAAGUCCACACCUUUUCAGCCUCAGUUACGUCACAACAUCCUAUACAUGCGUCACAAUGGCAGCGAUUCGUUAAAUAGAAUAUUUGCAUCACUGCAAUAAUGUGCAGUGUGCGCGCUCUCCGUCAUUGCCUUGUGAAGCGCACGCCACUGAUUCUGCGGUAAAGAUGGCGGCGGCGGAGGGGGCUCGCAGCGGCUGGAGCAGAACUGAACGACCCCAGGCGGGUCCGCUCUAAGAGAAACAGUCGGGGGGGCCAGAGGAUCGUACAUUGCCGUUUAACGUAGCCGCUUAUCCGGUGCUGUUUAGUAGAACUGAACGUUUUGACUGUGUGCUGUACGCUGUUAGGUGGUGGGUGGGUUCACAUACACAUACAAACACACAUCGAUUGCUAAGCUAAGCUAAGGGAGCUCGGUCCGGUCCGGUAGAGGAGGGUGAGUGAGAGCAGGAGGAGCAGGAGGAGGAGGAGAGGUGAUCUGAUCAAGAGGAGGAAGACUACCAUCCUGUGCAGAACAGCCGGUGUGGUUGGGGGAUGUGAGCGAUCCAAACGGACGGCGGGUCUUUCCACGGAUCUGUGUUGUUUUCCCACCCAGAACACUCGCAGGAUGGGACAACAGGUAGGCCGCGUGGGAGAAGGGGCUUCCGCGGGGCUUCAGACCCCACCGCAGGGACAACAGCAGCUUCAGCAGUGCAGAGCGAAUCGGUCCAGCAGUUCCGGGAGGAGACCCCGAGACGGCAGUAACAUCACCGGGACGCCACCGGGCAGGACUGCUGCAUCCGCCGCCGCUGCGGCAGCAGUCACUGCUGCUGCCGCUAACACCAUGCCAGAUCCAGGAGUCAAUAUCUUCACCCAACACUCAGAGGCCCUGCACAGGCCAUUCGGACUGGACUCGUCUGCACUGACGGAAGCGGUGCGCUGGAGCUCAAAGGAGAAUCUGCUGGGUGCAGCGGAGAGUGACCCAAACCUCUUUGUUGCACUUUACGACUUUGUUGCCAGUGGCGACAACACGCUGAGCAUUACGAAAGGAGAAAAGCUGCGAGUGCUGGGCUACAACCAGAAUGGAGAGUGGAGUGAAGUGCGUUCAAAGAACGGUCAGGGUUGGGUACCCAGUAACUACAUCACCCCUGUGAACAGUUUAGAAAAGCACAGCUGGUAUCAUGGGCCUGUGUCUCGCAGCGCCGCAGAGUACCUGCUCAGUAGCCUGAUCAAUGGCAGCUUUUUGGUUAGGGAGAGUGAGAGCAGCCCUGGCCAGCUCUCCAUUUCAUUGCGCUAUGAGGGACGGGUCUAUCACUACCGGAUCAAUACCGCCUCUGACGGAAGGGUCUAUGUAACGGCCGAGAGUCGUUUUAGCACGUUAGCUGAGCUGGUUCAUCAUCAUUCUACAGUGGCAGAUGGUCUCGUAACCACACUACAUUACCCCGCCCCAAAAUGCAACAAGCCCACAGUCUACGGCGUCUCACCCAUCCACGACAAGUGGGAGAUGGAACGCACCGACAUCACCAUGAAGCACAAGCUUGGAGGAGGCCAGUAUGGAGAGGUGUACGUCGGAGUUUGGAAGAAGUACAACCUCACCGUUGCUGUCAAAACACUAAAGGAAGACACUAUGGAGGUCGAGGAGUUUCUGAAGGAGGCUGCAGUCAUGAAGGAGGUGAAACAUCCCAAUCUAGUACAGUUACUUGGUGUUUGUACGUUGGAGCCUCCAUUCUACAUAGUGACUGAGUACAUGCCACACGGUAACCUGCUGGACUACCUGCGUGAGUGUGAUAGGGAGCAGGUGAAUGCUGUGGUGCUGCUCUACAUGGCCACUCAGAUCUCAUCCGCCAUGGAGUAUCUAGAGAAGAAGAACUUCAUUCACAGGGACUUGGCUGCUCGUAACUGCCUGGUUGCGGAGAAUCACGUAGUGAAGGUGGCUGACUUCGGACUGAGCCGUCUGAUGACCGGAGACACCUACACUGCUCAUGCAGGAGCUAAAUUCCCCAUCAAAUGGACGGCACCAGAAAGUCUGGCCUACAACACCUUCUCCAUCAAAUCAGAUGUUUGGGCAUUUGGAGUGUUACUUUGGGAGAUUGCGACAUACGGCAUGUCUCCAUACCCAGGGAUUGACCUCUCUCAAGUGUACGACCUGCUGGAGAAGGGCUACCGCAUGGAGCAGCCUGAGGGCUGUCCACCUAAAGUCUAUGAGCUCAUGAGAGCCUGCUGGCAAUGGAGUCCACUGGACAGACCUUCAUUUGCUGAGAUUCACCAAGCCUUUGAGACCAUGUUCCAUGACUCAAGCAUCUCAGAAGAGGUGGCAGAAGAGUUGUGUAAAACCGCGUCUGGUGGACAUGCGCACACCUUCGGUCAUGAUAUGCCACUCUUGCCUUCAAAAUCUCGUGCGCAGAAGAAACACUCUGAGAACAAAGAGAAUAUGGAAGAGGCAGGACUCCACGGCCCUGCAGGUUUUGCAGCCUCACUUUUUUCUGGUGAUGGGCGCUCCAGCAGCUCUCCUGCCUUACCACGCAAACAGAGGGAUAAAUCUCCCUCUAGCCUCCUCGAGGACUCCCUGGACACCACCUUCAACCGUGACCGUAAGACUGGCUUCUUCAGUUCUUUCAUAAAGAAAAAAUCCUCUUCUUCCACUUCUUCACCUCAACAGCAACAAAAUCUCCCUAUGCCUCCCAAGAGGAGCAGUUCUUUCAGAGAGAUGGAGACCCAGCCUCAUAAAAAGUAUGAGCCCACAGCAGGGUUUGGGGGCCCUCCUCCUCCUUUGCCCCAGACUGAUGGGUUGAGUUUCUCUCCAUCUCAUGGAGAAGGCAACCAUGUGCAGUCCCGCUGCUGUGGGGCCACAUUUGGGCAAAAGCCCUCAAACUCUGGAGGAACCUCAAGUCAGGUAGGAGGAAGCAGUAGCUGGGGAAGCCUAGCAGGCUUCUUCACUCCUCGCCUUAUCAAAAAAACCCUGGGAUUGCGGACGGGUAAGCCUUCUGGGAUAGAUGAAGGGGGUGGAACCAAGCCUUUUCCACGUUCCAAUUCAACUUCCUCUAUGUCUGCUGGGUUGCCAGACUUGGAGCGAAUGGCGCUGACGUUACCAAGAAACCGUAGCAAACCCCCACUAGAGCGUACAGCUUCCACCACUUCACAGCCCGAGAAUGGGGCAGCACAACCUUCGGAUGCAAUCCUGAGGAAGUUUGAUGAAGGUACAGCUCAGAUACGGGAUCGUCCCAAAGCCAAGCUCUUGCCACGAGGGGUGGCAAGUGGGGGAACUGGAGUGAGGGCUCCAGGGGUUGGGGGAGAGGCUGAUUCAGACUCCAACCCACGGGUAAAAGACGGGCACGAAGACAGGCAAGGCUGGUCGUCUCCAUCAAAAACCUCCACUCUUGGCUCGGUCAAUCUGCACAAUCACAAAGUUCCAGUGCUGAUCUCCCCUACCCUAAAGCACAGCUCAGCCGAUGCACACCUAGUCGGCGUGGACUCUCAGGGCAACCGAUUCAAACUACUGUCUGACAGCGAUCGUGACCGGCCGCGACUUGUGAAGCCCAAAUGUGCACCCCCUCCCCCACCCAUGCUCCGCUCCCUCCAACACGCCUACAGUGCCGAUGCAGCUGACGAAGCAGUCAGUGGCAAUGUAGAGGUCAAUGGAGAUGGGGUCAAAAAAUCAGGGAGAGAAACAAGAGGGGUGCGUCCAUCAAUACCACCACCACAAGUGCCUCCAGCCCCCAUAGUCCCCACUAGUAACACCACCACCCAGACUAAGAUGGCCAACGGUGCUUCCACUGGACCUGGCCCCAGUUCCACAAAACCUAACUUUAGACGGACUCGACAGCAGGCAGAACGGAUUCCCCUGGAGAAGAUUAGCAAGGAAGCUCUUUUGAAAUGUGCUGAAUGUUUGAGUAGUGCCCUUCAAGGCAGCACUGAGCUCUCAUUCAGCAGCCAGGUCUUGGAUGUGGGACAUCAGCUUUUGGACUAUUGCUCUGGAUAUGUUGAUUGCAUCCCACAGACACGUAAUAAGUUUGCUUUUCGCGAGGCAGUGGGGAAACUUGAGUUGAGUCUACAGGAGCUUCGUGCAUCCUCUAUAGGUGGUGGAGGGGGACUAGGGGGACCUGGGACCAGCCCUGCCCUUGAUAACUUGCACACCUGCAUUAAAGAGAUCAGUGAUGUGGUGCAAAGGUAGCCACUGGGUCAGCCUGUAAUUACACCCUCAAACAACUCCACCACUUGAGACUUUACUUCCGCCAAAUCAAUCUAGUUUUAUUGAAUUGUUGGGGGACAGAAUAUUCUUUCAGAAUUACCUCAGAAAAUUACUACAAAUACACACCCUCUCUUUUUAUUGUUUACAGGUGACUUUCUUCUUGAAAUUGCCAGUUGGGAACAGAGUUCUGUACUUUUGUAUAUAAGCUUUUUGACAUUACCAAUACACGGUUUCUAUUUUGGCCAAUUUACUUUGUAAUUUUUACAGUUUUUAUCUUGGCAUGACAAAACUAAUUUCCACAAAUAGACUGCACAGGUUAAGGUGAGCAUAGGUUUAACUGACUACAGACUAGCUGUUCAAGUUUUCAGAGAAAACAUUUAAAGAUUGCCAUCCACUGUUCAUGAUGCUAUUUUUGCAUCUGAUCUACAAUAACUGGAUAUUUGGUUAGUGUCAAUGCAAAAAUUCAAAUGCCCACCAUUUAAGACAUGGAUUGAAUUUACUUUAGGUUAAACCAUAUUGCCUGUUCAGAGCGUACAGUAUCAGCGAAUGUGGAGCGCAAACACAGCUCUGUGCACAAUUGUUUGGUUUCAUUUUACACACUAUAAGUGCUACCACAUCCCAUACUGUCAUUUUAAUUUGACCACCUUUAUCAACACCAUUUAUGACCAUUGAUGGUUUUGUAGUUCUUUCUGUAAUUAGUCUUUGCAUUAAUUGUCGUUAGUAGUUGUUUGCUGUGGGAUUGUUGAGUUGAUGUUGGGUCAGUCACCACAUGGAUUUGACCUUAUAUAUCUGUAGCCUUUAUAUAAUGCCCCAAACAAACGGAUGGCACAAAUCUGCACUCAGCUUGUUGUACACUUCAGAAUUCUCAAGCCUUUGUGUAUCAUAAGUUUAAAGGAAUUGUUCACCCAAAAAAGAAAAUUGUCAUCAUAUGGUUUCAAACCCACACUGUAAAGAAAUGUCCCGUUGUUUUUACAAUCAAACAAACCAAAAAUAUAGAAUAAUUAUGGAAAUAAAUAUGGUAAAAAUGUAAACGACUUUACAGAACAACCUGUAAAUAUUACAGUUUAAAACUUGUUUUUUUGGUAACCACGUUUCAGGGUUUACGGGAUGUAAUUUGAUGCCAGUAUAUUUUACGGUGCAGUUCCAUCGUUUAUAUUAUUAAAUGAUAAACUUAAUAUAUAAACCUUCUGAAACUGUAAAAGUCUGCUUUUCACUUUAUAAUGUAUUGUUAAUCACCGUAGUAAUUACAGAAGGGCACAUGUUGGCAUGAGGUUCAUCAAUAGUGGCCCUUCCAGGAGAAAUGACCAAUAAACAUGUAAAGACAGUGCUCAGUGUCACUCACAAACACUUAACACCAACAGGGUAACACAUGUGAAAUUAAAAUUAUGCAAUAAACAUUAAAUAAAGUAAUCAAAUAUAACACAGAACGCACCAAAGUACAUAACUGAUAUUAAAAAUAAGAAGAAACAUAACUAUUCCCAUAAAAUAUAAUUAAAUGUAAUGGGUCAUGCAGGGAUUCUGGGAAUGCCCGAUUAUUGUUUUUUACCGUAAAUUUUAACAAUAAUUUACCGUAAAAAGUACAUGUACUCUCUUGUUAAACAUAAUAUAAAUUUUUACCUUUAUAUGGGAAAAUCAUACAUUUUACAUAAUUUAUUUUAUUUUUUUUUACAACAUUUUACUUUAAAACUACAUGUCUUUUUAAAUAUAUAUUAAAACAUUACAUAUAUUUUAAGGUAACUACUUGUUAACCAAUUUACGUAUUUUUACUGUAGCAUUUUUACAGUCUUUUACCAUUAAAAUGAUGGACAUUUUUUUACAUCGCAUGUGACUUUCUUUUAGUGGAAUGCAUAAAAAGUUUGGCAGAAUGUUAGAGAUUGACAGCCUCAGUCACCAAUCACUUUUAUUGCACCCUCCCCCCCCCCCCCCCCCC